CGAGCCUGGCUAGGUUGGGGUCGUGGGGGUAACUCUCCAGGUGCUCUUUGCUGGAUCUUGGGGUCUGGGCCACCGGCGCGCCCCGCCCGGCUCUGUCCCCCGCAGCCCUGCCGGCUGCCAGGCUUUGUGGUUCGCUCGUGCGGCUGGGCCCCUGCUGGGGGUGUCGUUACGAGCAUGUGCAGACAGCAGCCCAAGCCUUCAGGAUAAUUCCUUCAGCAGCACCGCUGUAACAGAGUAAGUGAUUCUUACCAUUAAAAAUUAGACUUGCAUGCCUUUCUCUGGAAGCAACUAUCAUGAAGGUAUUCACCGUCCCCAACCCCUCUUCCUAUUAGAUGCAUUGUCUCCUGUAAUCUGGGACUGUGAAGAUCGCCAGACAUGCUGACUGAUGGGGCCCAGAAAUCUUUACAGGUUGAAAUUAGCAUUUUAGCAGCUGCAGGAGAGAUAUUAAAACCAGCUGAUGGCUUGCAGGAGCUCCAGGCUCCAAGAUGAGUUCUUGGAGCUCGAAUUUUUUAAAAAAAUCUAUCUGACAUGUCAGAAAGGGAGCUUGGUUGUAUUUUGCCAACAUUAGUGUCAGUUUCAUGCAGUGCAAGCUGUGUACAUGUACCACAAAUAGGAGAUGGAUGCGAAAUGACUUUGAGUUUAAUUUCCAGCAUGCGAUAAACAGACUAAACUUACCCUUGUUCUCUCUUGUCUACAGAUUUUUAAGACACAGUGGAGUAAACUUUUCUUGCAUGCUGUUUGUCGUUUUUGUCUUCUGACCUCAGAGAUGUGGCUAUAGGAGAAAUGAAUUAUCUGGUCCUAUGGUGAAAGCUGUUGACUAGGGCAACUAACAUUAUUUAAACAUGGGAUGAAGGAGUACAGUGUUUUACUCAAGUCCAGCAGGCACAGUAUUUUUUAAUUAGAUAUUUAUAGUUCAUCGUUUUAAGUCUUGUCAUCCCUUCCUUAAUGUUUGCCCAAUAUUAUACUCUUCAAGUAAAAAAUUAAUAGAUAGCUUAUUUUGCUAAUACUGUAUGUAAUUUAUAUAGACAUAUGUGUACAAACUAUAUAUAUGCACAUCAUUUUGCAAUAUUUCUCUAGGCUAAUUUAUGUUGUUAACUUCUGGGACCUUUUGUUAGAAGUGGCUCCUAGCAGCUUUUUAGGAACAAGACAAGCAUAAAGUUGUAUUCUUAAAUGUUAUUUAAAAAUAUUUUAGGAGUUUGACACAGAAACCCCAACUAACUUGGGCGAUGUUUACCAAAGUUUUCAAAAAAGCAAAUAAAUGUAGAAAUGAACAUCGUUUGAGUUUCAGGUCCCACCACUGUCACGGUGACUUGGUGAUAGAGAGCCUCUGGGAAUACAGACUAAGGAGGCAUUUUGACUCCUGCCUUGUGGACUUUGUGUGGGCAGAGAAGAAACAACCCUGGCUCCAUUGCUCUAGGCCUUGGAAUCCUAGGCAAUAAAACCCUGUGUGACGAAGACAUAGUCUCUUUACAUGAAGAUCAGACUGACUGUUCCAGUUUCAGGGAUGAAGACAAUAAAGAGAAUUAUCCAGACGCCCGGGCUCCUGUAGAGGAGCACACACCGCCCCACGGUGAGGCACCGCAGCAUGUAGAGCAGACGGUGCAGGUGGACUGCGUACUGCGACCCGCCAUGGGCAACUUCAAGUCCAGGAAGCCCAAGUCCAUCUUCAGAACUGAGAGUGGGAGGACCCACGGAGAAAGUCAGGAGACAGAGCACGUGGGGCCCAGCCAGUUGGAGUGCCAGGGCAGAACAGGAACGCCAGUUCACGAGAGUCCACAGAACAACACCUUCAGGUGUCAAGAAGCAGUUCGACUUCAACCAAGAAUAGACCAGAGGGCUACCAAUUGGCCAAAGGAUGCUUUUGAAACUCAGCAGGACUUAAAUGAGGAAGAAGCUCCCCAGGUGCAUGGAAUCAAGGAGCCAGCCCCCGUGACAACCCAAAGUGUGCCUGCCGAUGAGGCAGAUUCUGCAGACCCCAUGCCAGUCCACAAAGAUGGGCAGAAUGAAGCCGACAGCACACCAGAAGACCUCCAGUCUGUCGGGACCAGCAGGCUGCUUUAUCACAUCACUGAUGGUGACAAUCCACUGCUGUCGCCACGAUGCUCCAUCUUUAGCCAAAGCCAGAGAUUCAAUUUAGACCCUGAGUCAGCCCCUUCUCCACCCAGCACUCAGCAGUUCAUGAUGCCCCGAAGUUCUUCUCGGUGUAGCUGUGGUGAUGGCAAGGAGCCACAGACCAUUACCCAGCUCACCAAGCACAUCCAGAGCCUCAAGCGGAAAAUUCGGAAAUUUGAAGAGAAAUUUGAACAAGAAAAGAAAUACCGGCCUUCACACGGAGACAAGACUUCUAAUCCUGAAGUCCUGAAAUGGAUGAAUGAUUUGGCUAAAGGUCGUAAACAGCUCAAAGAAUUAAAGCUGAAGCUGUCUGAAGAACAGAGGAGUGCUCCCAAAGGUCCACCUAGAAAUCUGUCCUGUGAGCAACCCACGGUCCCCAGAGAAAAUGGGAAGCCAGAAGCUGCAGGCCCUGAGCCAAGCUCCUCUGGAGAGGAAACUUUAGAUGCUGUGUUGACAUGCCUGAAGGAGAAGAGAGAGCACCUUCCUCCACAGGAGGAUUUUAAGGUAACUAAGCAAGACAAGAACCUCAUAAAGCCUCUUUAUGAUCGAUACAGAAUUAUCAAGCAAAUCUUGUCAACGCCUUCCCUUAUUCCAACAAUUCAGGAAGAAGAAGACUCUGAUGAAGAUUGUCCACAGGGAAGCCAACAACAUUCUUUACCAGAUCCAGCAUCUUGCCUUCCUGUCAGUGACCCCCUCACCUAUUCUAAUGAAACUGAGCCUAUUAGGGCCCUGCCACCUGAUGAAAAGAAGGAAGUAAAACAACCAGCCCUCUCCAUGUCCAAUUUACAUGAAGCAACCAUGCCUGUACUUCUUGAUCAUCUUCGAGAAACUAGGGCUGACAAGAAGAGAUUGCGAAAAGCCCUAAGAGAAUUUGAAGAACAGUUUUUUAAACAAACAGGAAGAAGUCCACAAAAAGAAGAUAGGAUACCAAUGGCAGACGAGUACUAUGAAUACAAGCACAUAAAAGCCAAACUGAGAUUACUAGAGGUCCUUAUCAGCAAGCAAGAUGUGGCCAAAACUAUUUAAGGUUCAGGAAAUGUCUAUGAUCACUUUCACCCAAGAUAAGGUCAAGUGUAUUUCUCUCUACCACUCUUGCUAAGUAGUUUUGAUAUACUGAAAAUGGAAGCACUUUAGCUGUAGUAUUAGCUAUUUUUAAGAUGGGAUAAUAAGUGUAAUUAUAUAUGAGAAGGGAUUUAAAUGGGGGAAACAUGCAACAGGUAACCAUCUAACUGAGGGGGAAAAAUUGAGCCUCCUCCAUUCCAAGAAGAAAACUCAGUCUAUAUAAUUAUUUCAAAAUGCAUCCAAUAUUUUGUCAAAUCCAAAUAGUAUAGUUGGGCCACAUUUGAUAGGGAAAAUUUAUUACUGUCCAAAGAUUGUUUAUAUUGAUGUAUGGAAAAAAGCAUGUUUGUUUUGUUUUUCCCAUGAGGAAAACAAAUUCUGCUUUUUGUGAAAGACAGCUAGUACAAAAAAUAAUUUAUUUGAAAUUUCUAAUCAGCUUUUAAGUGAUACAACAUUGACUACCUUGUCCCUUAAGUAUGUUAGGCUUUCAAUAUCCUAGAAUAUACUAGAGUGUGUCACUGCUAAUUUUUUUAUUUCUAUAUAAAAAUAGCACAUUAUUUUAUGUUAUUUGAAUUUUACAUUUCUGGUUACCAAAGUUCAUUCUGAUAGCAUGUACUUUGUGAAUUAUCUUUUGUCUAUAACUGACAGAUGUUUAUAUUAUUAAAAUUUUAAAAUAGGUAUUUUGGAUAGAUGUGUCUGCAGUAUAUAAUCUAAUGUGAUCAUAGUAUUAUUGCUAAUCUUUUGUUUACAAUAACUAAAAGUUAUAUAACUAUUUUUCCAUUGGGAAUAUGCAUUUUUCUUAAUGUUCCAAGGUAUAUACUUUGUAAUGUGAAAAAAUUUUCUCAUGCACUGUAGUGAUUCAUUCUAUAUAAAAACAGAAGGUUUGGAAAUUGUUAUAACACCUUGGCAAAGAAACCAGAAUAUUUUAUUUGCUUCAUCAACAUCAGUGUAUAUUGUUUUGUUAUUUUGUACUAAAUUGCUUUUUUAUAAAAACAAGUAAAAGGUUGACAUUUUUCCUCUCAUGUACCAAUCAUUUCUAUUUUAUGUAUUGUUUAAGCAUGAAGAAAUUCACAUUUUCAUAUAGUUUGGAUGAGAAUAUUGAUGGUUUCAGAAGCAAACUAUUUCAGAGGCUCAUUUUCUCUGUAUAUUUCAUAACUUUUAUGAAUGAGAAUAAUGUCCUUCAUAAAUUUGUUUAAUUGAAGUCAUCUACUUGUAACAGGACAAAUACACAACUAUUUGAGGUUUACAAAUUACAUCUUUGAUAAGGGAAAUGGUUUCGUGACAUGUAUACAAUUGCUAUUAAAAUGUAACUAUAUAUUCUAUAUGAUUGUAAAUAUUUUAUACAACAAUACAAAUAAAAUAUUUUUCUAUUAUA
Ictidomys tridecemlineatus (thirteen-lined ground squirrel) is the source of this 4546-nucleotide messenger RNA. It is a transcript of the gene Fam13c, whose product is annotated as family with sequence similarity 13 member C. Lineage: Eukaryota; Metazoa; Chordata; Mammalia; Rodentia; Sciuridae. The record is from RefSeq and is a predicted model, not a curated record.